AUGGCAGAAGGACAUGCAGAUUGGCCGGCGUUUAGGUUGAAUAAACCAAGGUUUGAUCAGAGUACCUUUAGUGGUAGAUUGAGACAUUUUUUAGAUAUAAUAGAUCCCUCAACUUUACUUACUUCAGAGAAAAAGUUAAAAGAAUCAUGUCAAUUAUUAAAUGAUUAUAAAAAAGGUCAGCUACCCCCUGGUACAAGAGAUGAAGAUUUAUGGAAGGCUCAGAAAAUUAAACAGGCUAUCAUACAUCCAGAUACUGGUGAAAAAAUAUUGAUGCCAUUUAGAAUGUCAGGUUAUGUUCCUUUCGGAUCUCCUAUGGUUGUUGGUUUAUUACUUCCGAAUCCAUCAAUAACUAGUGUUAUAUUCUGGCAAUGGUUAAAUCAGAGUCAUAAUGCCUGUGUUAAUUAUUCCAAUAGGAACGCAUCCAAGCCCACACCUAUCAACAGAUUCAUUAUGGGAUAUUUAGGUGCUGUCACUAGUGCCGUUGGUAUUGCACUAGGUUUGAAAAAUUUGAUAAAGAAAGCAAACAGAUUUAGUCCCGCUACAAAGUUAUUAAUUCAAAGAUUUGUCCCUUUUCCUGCUGUAGCCAGUGCUAGUGUGUGUAAUGUUGUAUUAAUGAGAAAUAAUGAGUUAUCAGAAGGAAUAGAUGUGACUGAUAAAGAUGGCAAAGUUGUAGGAACAAGUUUAAUAGCUGCUAAAAAGGCAUUAAUUGAAACAGCUAUCACUAGAUUGGUUCUCCCUGCACCAAUAUUAAUUUUACCACCAAUAAUAAUGUCUUAUAUUGAAAGGACAAAGUUUUUGAAGCGCUAUCCUAAAAUACAUUUACCUGUGAAUGCAUUUGUAUGUACAGCUGCUUUUGCAUUAGCAUUACCAGUUGCUAUAGCCUUGUUUCCACAGUAUUCUCAGAUAUCUACCAAGAAUUUAGAAAAGGAGUUUUUAAAUUUAACAAAUGAAGAUGUAUUAUAUUAUAAUAAGGGUCUAUAA
Messenger RNA from Lottia gigantea (owl limpet), 981 nucleotides. RefSeq lists its product as hypothetical. Gene Ontology annotation, molecular function: monoatomic ion transmembrane transporter activity. The record is from RefSeq and is a predicted model, not a curated record. Lineage: Eukaryota; Metazoa; Mollusca; Gastropoda; Lottiidae. Gene Ontology annotation, cellular component: mitochondrial inner membrane. Gene Ontology annotation, biological process: mitochondrial transmembrane transport; monoatomic ion transport. Bases 1 to 981 code for a protein of 326 amino acids. The transcript has 12 exons.